This is a messenger RNA of Aspergillus aculeatus ATCC 16872, 1095 nucleotides long. RefSeq names its product glycoside hydrolase family 16 protein. The record is from RefSeq and is a predicted model, not a curated record. Gene Ontology annotation, biological process: fungal-type cell wall organization; carbohydrate metabolic process. The transcript is spliced from 2 exons. NCBI's taxonomy places the organism in Eukaryota, Fungi, Ascomycota, Eurotiomycetes, Eurotiales, Aspergillaceae. The coding region runs from base 1 to 1095 and encodes 364 amino acids. Gene Ontology annotation, molecular function: glycosyltransferase activity; hydrolase activity, hydrolyzing O-glycosyl compounds. Gene Ontology annotation, cellular component: fungal-type cell wall.
AUGUCUUUCUUUAACCUCCUGGCCCUGAUCGUGGCCCAGAUUUACUUAGUGGCUGCUCAGACCUCAACCACAUGCAACCCCCUCAACACCACCUGCCCGGCGGAUCCCGCAUUGGGCACGACUUUCUCAUGGCAAUUCAACGAGACGCUCGAUUCCAAGAUCUGGGAGACCACCAACGGCCAUAUCGCCAUCACCGACGCCGGCGCGAAUUUCACCAUCGCUAAGAAGCUGGACUCCCCCACCAUCAAGUCGACCUUCUACAUUUUCUUCGGUGUCGUUGAGUCAUGGGUCAAGAUGGCCAAGGGUGGCGGUGUGAUUAGCAGUAUCGUGUUGGAGUCCGAUGACCUGGACGAGAUCGACUGGGAGUGGGUGGGCUACAACACUAGCUCAGUCCAGUCCAACUACUUCGGCAAGGGUAACGAUACGUCCUUUGACCGCGGAGGCUUCCAUUAUGUUCCCAACGCCGACACCGAGUUCCACAACUACACUACCUACUGGGAUGCCGCAAAACUGGAAUGGUGGAUUGACGGCACAUUGGUGCGCACGCUGAAGUACGAAGAUGCAUUGGAUGGCAAGAACUAUCCGCAAACCCCCUGCACACUCCGCUAUGGUAUCUGGCCCGGUGGUGACCCGAGCGAGCCUCUGGGAACAAUCGAGUGGGCGGGCGGAGAGAUCGACUAUGAUGCUGGUCCGUACAAUAUGGUCGUCCAGAAAGUGCGCGUACAGGACUUCCACACCGGCAAAGAGUACGAAUAUACCAACCAUACGGGCUCGUGGGAGAGCAUCAAGGUUGUAACGGGUAAUUCGACGGCUGCCGUGGAAUUAAAUAAGGAACCGGAGAAGACUCUGGCCCAGAAAUGGGCUGAAUUGCCCACCAGUGCCAAGAUCGGUGUGUACGCUGGCUCUGCGGCGGUCGGAGCCAUGCUGCUCGCCGCAUUCAUUUUGUUCUUCGUGCGCCAGCGCAAGAAGGGUCGUCUCGAACACGCAUUGGACGACGCCAAGUGGAACACGGAGCGGACAGAGAUGGACUCCUUCCAACAAAAUUGGAAACAGACUGAAUGGAGAAGUAAAUCUGGCUACAAACCGGUAUCAUAG